GGUAGUUGCACUUAGCCAAAUUUCCUUUUCUCUGUUCUUCCCUCAAAACACUUGAUAAAGAUUAAAGAUUGAAGAUUGAUGUCUGAAGAUUGAAGAUGAAGAUGCAUGAACAUCUUCUUCAUCUCCACCUCUGUCUCACAGUUAUGUUUAUAACUGUAUCCUCCUCAGAUUCAGCUAAAUUAUCUGUCUUAAUUCAUUUCGAUGAAGUUCCUCCUACCCAUUCUAGGUUCACCGAUGCUUUCUUUAGAUACUCUUUUCUUAGGCCAAAUAGUUCAGAUGCAUGUAAACCUGGUGGCUGUUCAAUUCACUGUGAGCUUGAUGGCCAGCCACUAAGACAUUGUCCUCCAGAUAACAUACAAUUCAACAACUUGACAGUGAAUCAAAAACACAGUUUUCUUCUCAAAGUCUCAACUUGGGAAGGAAGGAGAAACUCAUCGGUCUACACAUGGUUCAUUGAUACAAAGCCACCAAGUGCAACAAUUUCUAGCAAGCGAAAUUAUACAAAUGCUGAUAGCAUUGAAAUAGAAGUCACCUUCACUGAAGCUUGUAGUGGGCCAGCAGGCUUCAAUUGUUAUAACUCAUCCAACUGCGAUGUUAUUGUAAGUGGUCCAGCAAGUGUGGAUACAUCGUCUCCAAUCCGUGUAAUCAAACCCAACAUUCAAUAUGCUUUAAAUAUCAUUUUCUCGGAAAGAAGUACUUAUGCACGAGUAGUGAUAACAAUGGCAGAGAGGUUUUGUACAGACCAGGCAGGAAAUUACUUUACCAGAACAAAUGAAUCCAGUUUCAUUGUUCACUUAGAUAGAAGACCUGUUCAAGUAGACUUAUGGAUAUCUGUUCCAUCUUAUGAGUUGGAGGUUAAUGGACAUCCAAGAACUGUUAUUGCAACUAAUAAAUCAGAGGAUUUACAUGUCUUUUUGGACUUCAGCUCUCCUGUUAUGAAUUCAACAUUGCAGAUCAUGCAUGCCUUACAAGUGAAUUCAGGCAAUUUUGUUCCUAGCCGCAACAACAAUAAUGGAAAUCAUAGAUUUGCAUAUGAAAUUAAGAAUAUUUCAACAGGAAUAGUUGAAGUUGGAUUCAAACCUGAUUCAGUAAUUGGCUUGUCAGGUGUACUUGUUUCCCCUGUUUCUUCGAUAGCCUUCCUAUAUGAUUCAGAAAGUCCAAGAGUAGAAUUGAGCACAAGCUCUUCCCAAAUGACAACAGAUUCGAGUAUCGAUGUAAUAGUUAAGUUUACAGAGCCAGUAUUUGGGUUUGAGGCAUCAAAGGUAGAACUGGAAGGGGGGAAUCUUACAAGAUUUGAGGAACAUUCAAGAGUUUUAUACUCAUUAACAAUCAUAUUCAUGUCUCAAUCUAUAACCGUCACAGUUCCCAAGGGAAAAGCUUAUGAUAUUUCUGGGAAUCAGAAUUCUGCGUCGAAUGUGCUGAAAAUCCAACAAUAUUCAACCCCCACUUCAGCGGUUGUAAUCCACACUUUCAUGACUUCUGGAAUAUUGGCAACAGCAGCAGCCUCUGCAGUUAUAUCACUUUCUUCCACAAAUCUAGUUGCCAUCAGUAGGCUGGAUCAUGAGGUCCCCAGCUUCUCCUUCAAUCAUAGAUUAAUGAAUCUGCAGGGAAUGGUGGGACAUCUUCAAGUAUUUGUCCUUGCUAAUUGGAUCUCAAUUAACCUACCAUUAGUUUAUGUGGAGACAACAAGGGGUCUUAGAUGGAUCAUCCCCCACAAAAAACUUCCAUGGGUAAAGGAGAGAUCGAGAACUGUGCUUACCCAUUUGAGUGUAAUAACAAAUGUUCAAUCAAUGUCAAAACAUCAAAGCUCAAAUGCUAAGGACAUUCCCUAUGGCUUACCACUAGGAUUUAAUGAAUAUUUCACCUAUUUUCUGCAUGUAGAUCCAUUCUUAACCAUGCUGAUGAUCAAGAAAAUGGAGAAACAAAAUGGAUGGGAGGACUUAAAGAUGAACUUGUUCUGGUUAGGUGUAGCGGUUGGUAGCUUGGUUUUAAUCCAAGCUUUUUGGUUAUUCUUCCUACAAUUGAGAUCUAAAACAUCGGUUCGCAGGAUACUUUCUGUUCCAAGGUUCUGGAUCUUUCUUCUGAUAGUUAUGCUUCCUUGUAUAUCACAGUCAUCUGCAUUUGUUAUCACAGGAGGCACAUCAGAGGGAAUCCUUGCGGGGGCACUUCUUCUAGCUAUCCCUAUGGGAUUCAUACUGUCUGUAUUCCUUUUCCACACAAUAGUAAUCUUCCCUGGAAACCUUACUCAAUACAAAGAAGUUAAGUACAGCUAUGAAGAUGAACAAUGGUAUAAGAAAUUCUGUUUUCUGUUAGUUGGAAGACAGAAAACUGGGAAAUGGUUCUACAGAAAAGGAGUAACUUCUUAUAUCCUACAGCAAUUUGAUAUCCUAUUUGAGAAUCAGAAAGGCCCUCCAUUGUUUGUCUUGUUAGAACGAGACGACUCAAUUAGAAGUGGGAUUGGAAGAAUAAGGACUGAGAAUUCAGAUUACAGUAAUGAAGAGAUUAAAGCUACCAUAUCAGAAAGGCUACUAGGAUGUGCUAGAUCCUCCUAUAUCAUUCUUGAUCUCAUAAGAAGGACAGGUUUAGGGAUAGUAUCAGGAAUCCAUUCAAAACAAGGCUUAAAUAAAUCGAUUAUAGCUUUAGCAUUAACUGUGGUCCAAUUUUCCUACCUAAUCAUUUUGAAGCCUUAUAUAAGCAGAGGAGUUCAUAUGGCAGAAAGUAUUUCUCUUAUGUGUGAGAUAGGCCUCUUCUCAUUAGCUAUGAAACAAAGUGGUUCAAGUAUAGCUGGUGAGAACAUUGUUGGAUGGAUACUGUUAGGUUUAUUGAUCUUGACCUACAUUGCCAAUAUCACAAGUCAGUGGUUUGAUCUAAUAAAAUGCAUCCUACAGUUUUCAUUACCUCAAAAGAAGUCUUUCAGGCUAGGGUUGAAAAAUAUUUCAAAGGGACUUGUACUGCCUUUCAUUCCAAGGAAAUAUUGGAUCAAAGAAGAAGGAAUUCCAGAAUCUGAAAGAACAUUGCCAUCAAGUUCUAAAACUGCAACAGUGGUCCCUGUAAUCAGUCCUAACUUUUCACCCAACCCAAUGAGUAGGGAAGUGAUGAGUUCUAUGCCUAUAAGAACAAAGGAAAAAGAUCAUCUUAGGGAACUUAAGAUUGAGAACAAGAAUGAGAUGAAGAAACUAAGACAGAUGGCAAAAGCUAGUUUUACUGGUGGUUCAAAGUAUGAGAUGGGCAGUACUAGUUAUGAUUUACUAACUGAAUAGCAGAUAUCUUUGUCCAUUUGUACUCUUCCUAUAUUAUGACAUUGUGGAAAUGAUCUUUUAUUUUUUAUUUUUUUUUGUCAUUAGUUGAUAUAUCCUCUCUUGUAUAGUGUUUGUAACUGAAGAAAAUUCUCUAUUACUAACCCUAACCCUAAACCCUAACUCUACUACUAAUGGG
Impatiens glandulifera is the source of this 3435-nucleotide messenger RNA. RefSeq lists its product as uncharacterized. The transcript is spliced from 13 exons. The coding region runs from base 96 to 3260 and encodes 1054 amino acids. The record is from RefSeq and is a predicted model, not a curated record. NCBI's taxonomy places the organism in Eukaryota, Viridiplantae, Streptophyta, Magnoliopsida, Ericales, Balsaminaceae.